This is a messenger RNA of Heterocephalus glaber (naked mole-rat), 780 nucleotides long. The record is from RefSeq and is a predicted model, not a curated record. NCBI's taxonomy places the organism in Eukaryota, Metazoa, Chordata, Mammalia, Rodentia, Bathyergidae.
GUUGAACAGGAGGGUGUCACGGUGAAGGGCAGCUCCCACUUCAACCCAGACCCUGACACUGAGACCCUCUACAAAGCCAUGAAGGGGAUUGCUCCUCAGGAUCUCACCGAGUCACUGAAGUCAGAGCUGAGUGGCAAGUUUGAGAGACUCAUUGUGGCCCUCAUGUGCCCACCCUACAAGUAUGAGGCAAAGGAGCUGCACAAUGCCAUGAAGGGCUUAGGGACCAAAGAAGGGGUCAUCAUUGAGAUCCUGGCCUCUCGGACCAAACACCAGCUGCAAGAGAUAAUGAAGGCCUACGAGGAGGAUUAUGGGUCCUCCCUAGAGGAAGACAUCCAAGGAGACACAAGUGGCUACCUGGAGCGGAUCCUUGUGUGCCUGCUGCAGGGCAGCAGGGAUGACAUGAGCGGCUAUGUGGACCCAGGACUGGCUCUGCAAGAUGCACAGGAUCUGUAUGCAGCAGGUGAGAAGAUCAGCGGGACUGAUGAGAUGAAAUUCAUCACCAUCCUGUGCACGCGCAGUGCCACUCACCUGAUGAAAGUGUUCGAAGAGUAUGAGAACAUCGCCAACAAGAGCAUCGAGGACAGCUUCAAGAAUGAGACCCACAGCUCCCUGGAGGAAGCCAUGCUCACCAUUGGUAAGAGGGGGUGCAGCCCUUGGGCACAUGUGUGUCCACAGGGCCAGGUCACCCUGGAGUCUGUUCUCCUACAAGGACUGUUCCCUGUGCUGCCCACAUGUGCCCAGUGCCAUGUGAGUGGAUAUGUGUGAGUGUGAGCACGUGUU